Molecule: messenger RNA, 1296 nt
Organism: Menidia menidia (Atlantic silverside)
Lineage: Eukaryota; Metazoa; Chordata; Actinopteri; Atheriniformes; Atherinopsidae
Source: the annotation of a GenBank genome assembly
AUGGAUGAGCUGAGAGGGAAAACUCUUAGAGCAACAAUCCGACCCGGUGGGACGGACUCUGUUCUGGGAUUGACUCUGAUUCGGAGCCUUUUUUCCGGGCCUUCUCCUUCCUUUGUCAGCCCUUACCAGGAGAUGAACUUUGACCUUUGGCCCGGUCUGCCUGGAGCUGUUCUCCAAACCCGUGGUCAUCCUGCCCUGCCAGCACAACCUCUGCCGCAGGUGUGCCGCCCACGUCUUCCAGGUCAGAGACGUUUAACCCCCAAGAGGGCCCCCAGCCCCCCCAAAAGGGUCCGGGCUGGACCAGGCCAUCGUCCAGCUCCGGGCCUCCUCCCCCUGUUCGGCCUGCAGAGGAACCUGCUGGUGGAGAACAUCAUCGACAUCUACAGACAGCAGGAGCACAGCAGGUACCCAGCAGAGAGAGGCCCCACACUCCCAGAUACUGGGGGCUGUCCCAAACUGGAGCCAGUCCGAAUUGUUGGAAACGUGAGACCUUGUGCCCCCUGCAGGCUCCUGAACAGGAAGCCAGAGCAGCCGACGUGUGAAGAGCACGGAGAAGAGAAGAUCAACAUCUACUGCCUGUCCUGCCAGACGCAUGUGCAAAGUGUUCGGCCGCCACAGACACUGCCAGGUGGAACUCCUCAGCCGCGUCUACCACUCACAGAAGAUGGCGGUGGCUCUGGCGUGCUGUCGAGCAGCUGGCUUCGUUUGACAUUUCGGCGCCGGCCUCCAGCUCUCACUCAGCCUCUGAGUCACUCAUCUGAAAUUCAGAUGAGUCCCGGGGAAAGUUGUCGAUUCUCUGAGCGAAGCCUGACAGCGAAAAGUUUGCUGUUGCUGCUUACUGUGGUUUCUGUGCAGGAAAAUGGGCGGAGCCAGAGGGAACAUCUGGCCGGCGGCUUUUCCCGGCUGACGGCCAGGAAGCAGGAGCUGGUGGAUUUUAUCACCCGGCAGCAGGACCAACGACUGGGGCGCCUGCGCUCCCUGAUUGGUCGCUACGGCAACCGGCUGGAGGCCGCCAUCACGCUGGUGGAGUCCACCUUACAGUCUAUGGAGGAGCCCCACGUGUGUGUGUUCAUACAGAACGCAACGGCCACACUGGAAAAAAUGGCGGCGAUGGCGAGGAGCUGUGAUGAGGAGCGGCUGGAGCUCGACCCCGACGGCUUUAGCCUCCACACGGAGCACGCUGCCGACACGUGGGACACGAGGAAGAGGAGUCAGAAAUGGAUUCUGGCCUCAGAUAUUAAGAGCAGCAGAACAGAUGAGAUGAGUUCUGACACCUUUGUGACGUUUGAGAGUUAA